Molecule: messenger RNA, 1113 nt
Organism: Ylistrum balloti
Lineage: Eukaryota; Metazoa; Mollusca; Bivalvia; Pectinida; Pectinidae
Exons: 3
Coding region: 1-1113 (370 amino acids)
Source: RefSeq, a predicted model, not a curated record
AUGUCGUCUCACAAACUGAAUAUUGAAACUGGGAGUAGUGUAUUCACAGAGGAACCACCAGGCGACACACCAAAAAUGCAUAAUAAAAUAAUAAAAUACCCAUUUCGAGAUAUCAUAUGCACUGAAGAAAGUGUCGGAAAACUCCUCUCAGACUUGGAUGGCAGUAAGUCUCAAGGACCUGACCAAAUGCACCCAAAGGUUAUGAAGGAACUAAAAUCGAUCAUAAACAAACCGCUAAGUAUUAUUUUCAACAAAUCACUGGAGGAUAGUCAAGUUCCAUCUGCAUGGAAAGAGGCCAACAUCACAGCAAUAUUCAAGAAAGGAUCAAAAUCGGACCCAGGGAAUUAUCGUCCCGUAAGCCUCACCAGCAUAGUCGGAAAAACCAUGGAAAAAAUUGUGCGAAAUUCCAUCGUUAAUCAUAUGGAAAACAAUGAUCUUUUUAGCAACAAGCAAUUUGGAUUUAUCGCGAAACGGUCCACAGUUCUCCAGCUCCUUAUGGUGCUUGAGGAUUGGACGGAUAUACUAGAUCACGGUGGGGAAAUUGAUGUUAUAUAUAUGGACUUUAUGAAGGCCUUUGACAAGGUACCAGAUUAUACUUCCUCGAACACCUACCUAUUUGCUGAUGACACUAAGAUUUAUAGAGAAAUAAAAAGUGAUGAGGACAGGAAGGCAAUGCAACAAGACUUGGAUAAACUGCAAGAAUGGUCUAACAAAUGGCUUCUAAAAUUCCAUCCACUAAAAUGCAAAGUAUUAACAAUAAAACAAAAAAGGAAAGAAACAUGGACAUACCAUAUGGCAGGAGCAGAGGACAACGUGGCGUUGGAAAACAUAACUUCAGAAAAAGAUAUUGGCGUAACGGUGGAUAAAGAUCUAAAUUUCUCUAUGCAUAUGCAACAAGCUGUAAACAAAGCCAACAGUAUUGUUGGUUUUAUUAGAAGGUCCUUUGUAUACUUAGAUGAAGUGUUUUUUACACAACUGUUCAAGGCAUUAGUCCGCCCACACUUAGAAUAUGCCGCAAGCGUCUGGAACCCAUACAAAAUAAAGGAUAUCGAAUCAACUAUCCUACAGCGACCGUCUCAAGAAUCUCGGACUCCCGACAUUGGCAUACCGUAG